AUGAAACACUUAUUUUGGAACUGUCGCGGUAUGGGUAACCCCCGAACAGUCAGUUACUUGCGCAGAAUGCAUUUGUGCUAUUCCCUUGACCUAGUCUUUCUAUCUGAGACUAAGUUGGACAAGACAAGGAUAGAUAAUAUGUUCAGAAGUGUGGGUUUUGAAAACUCUAUUAUAGUGAAUAGUAGAGGCAGAAGUGGUGGAGUUGCAUUAGGGUGGUCGGAUUCCAUUAAGAUGGAGUUGAGGUCCUGCUCUGACAAUUACAUUGAUGUGAAUGUGAGAUGGUUUACUGGGGACAAAACUUGGCGAGUGACGGGUUUCUAUGGCUUCCCCAAAGAUUGUGAGAAAGUUAAAUCUUGGGAGCUGUUAAAUUGCUUAUUUCACGAGCAACAUGAUGCGUGGAUUAUAGGUGGCGAUUUUAAUGAGAUUCUUUGGCAAAAGGACUGCAACAUAAAAGAUUUGGGAUCAAAAGGCAGUAAGUUCACGUGGAUUAGAGGUAAUGGGGACAGAGAUCCGAUUCUAGAGAGACUUGAUCGAGUUAUUGCCAAUGAUAGCUGGAGCAUGAUGUUUGUGAAUACUACUAUCUAUACUUUGUUGCGAGAAUGCUCGGACCACGCUCCAAUUUUAUUAGACACCGAUGCGGUCCCUAACAUCCAGAAAAGGAGGAAUCUUAGAGUGAAAAGGUUUGAGGCGAUGUGGGUUCGUAGAGAUGAUUGUGAGGAGAUUGUGAGGUCUGCUUGGUCUCAAAACAACGAUAGUGAAGGUAUGGAUGCUUGGGAUAAGAUUGGCUUAUGCCUCAAUAACCUGUCCGACUGGAAUAAGAAUAUGGUGGGAAAUCUGGAUGGAAGAAUCAGAGGAACGCAUGAAAAGUUAUUUAAGCUCCAACAGAAUGCUUUAAACUUUACCGAGUUUGAAAAACUUCGAAAAGUGGAAGCAGAGCCUGAUGAGCUUCUGCGGUGUGAGGAGGUGUUGUGGAGACAGCGAUCUAGAAACAUUUGGUUAAAAGAGGGGGAUCGAAACACCUCGUUUUUCUAUCAAAAAGCCUCUCAUCGUCGGAAAAGAAAUAAUAUACCGGGGCUGUUUGACGCAAAUGAUCCGGAGGAUAUUGAUAUUGCCUUGACAGGAAUUUCAAAUGUUCUUCAACCCGAAAUGAUUCACAAACUUCAGCAGCCUUACAACAGAGAAGAGAUCAGGAGAGCGUUAUUUUAA
Mercurialis annua (annual mercury) is the source of this 1206-nucleotide messenger RNA. RefSeq lists its product as uncharacterized. Lineage: Eukaryota; Viridiplantae; Streptophyta; Magnoliopsida; Malpighiales; Euphorbiaceae. Gene Ontology annotation, molecular function: catalytic activity. The transcript is spliced from 3 exons. The record is from RefSeq and is a predicted model, not a curated record. The coding region runs from base 1 to 1206 and encodes 401 amino acids.